AUGGUCUCGUUGCACGACAAAAAAGAUCCCGUGGUAUCCUUGGAAGAUUUAUGCGUUCGUCAUGUUUGUAAAAACCUCAACUCUCUCACAUUCUUUGAUGGUUCCAAACAAAGAUGGUGCUUCCCUUACCCUGAAUUUUACAUUAGCGUGCGACCAGCGCAGAAGAUUCUCAUUCAGCUAUGCAAACGCAAUGCCCUCGACGAUGAUCGAAUGUGCCUAUUUUCUCCGGAAUUUCUUAACUUGACGUCUCCCAUCAUCAAGGAGGUUAGUGUUAGUUCUUCUGCGCUUCGUGUUCUCAAAGAAUUUCGUCUGUCUGGCCUUUCUGCCGUCAAUCUACCAAAUGUUAAUCUCAAUUCUCUUCUUGGAUGUCUCGGUGAGUGGACCGUGAAGAACCUUAUCAGCCUCAAUGUAACUGGAACAUCCAUACUUUCUGGCAGCUCUUUGCCCAUUCUCGCCGCUCUUGGAAGGUUUAAAAGCCUUGAAAUAGUCGCAGAUGAUCUACCGAACUUGCGUUUCCUCAACAUAUCGCGUACUCGCGUUAACGACAUCCGUCCUUUGUUGUCAAUACGUGACCGUCUAACUGGGCUAGUUAUGCACCGUUUGGAGCUAGAAAAGAGAGAAGAAGUAGAAACUCUCCUUCACACCAUCGUUCAAAUGCAUAAGCUUCAGUUUUUGGACGCUUCCGAUAGACACGGCCCUGUCAACCUUAGGUUUGACGCUGUGGAAACACUUUGUUCUGGAGCAGCGUUACCAGAACUGACGCACAUAGACCUGUCAGGAAACCAGUUCGGUUUGAGAUUUGAAGAUGCAAGGUAA
Messenger RNA from Dicrocoelium dendriticum, 816 nucleotides. Lineage: Eukaryota; Metazoa; Platyhelminthes; Trematoda; Plagiorchiida; Dicrocoeliidae. The record is from the annotation of a GenBank genome assembly.